This is a messenger RNA of Spodoptera frugiperda (fall armyworm), 754 nucleotides long. RefSeq names its product ER membrane protein complex subunit 5 (gene EMC5). The transcript has 3 exons. The coding region runs from base 113 to 466 and encodes 117 amino acids. NCBI's taxonomy places the organism in Eukaryota, Metazoa, Arthropoda, Insecta, Lepidoptera, Noctuidae. The record is from RefSeq and is a predicted model, not a curated record. Gene Ontology annotation, cellular component: early endosome; Golgi apparatus; plasma membrane.
CGUCAAAUAAACGUCAAUCAAUUUUGUGGUAUCACUCACUUGUGUUAUCACUGAAUGUUAAAUUAAACUCAAAUAGUUUAAAAUACAGUUGUUUUAAUAAUACUUAGUAACAAUGGGAUCUUCAGUGCAUAAAUUAAUUGUUACCGUAGGAUUUCUGUCACUAUUCCACUCAGCAUUUUCAGCAGCACAGCAUCGAUCGUACCUCCGAAUUACCGCACAAGAAUUUACCACUUUACCUUUAGAUAUUGUGGUACAGGCGGUGGUUAGUUUAUUUGCCGUUAUGUGGGGAGUCCUCAACGUUGCUGGUAAUCUACGAGAGAUACCAGCUGCCGCUGAGCUGAAUACAGUGAAAUGGGAGACACAGAGAAACCUUCCUUCUUUCUACAUCUUCAACCAUAGAGGAAAAGCUUUGGCUGACAAUUACAUUCCCAGUGGUAGCAAAUGUGAACUAGAAAAUGUUGAAUAGUGAAUUACAACAGAUUUAGUGUAAUUAUAUUAUUUAUUUUUAAGAGAAGUUAUCAUUAUGUUAUUGGAUGAAGUUUAUUUAUUUGGUAUUGGACAUUCUCUUAUUCAUAGUGUCAUAUUCUCAGUGAUAGUAUAUACACUAUUAAAGCAGAUUAAUUCAACACUAACAUGAUUUCUUUAAAAAUGUAUGUUACAAUUUAAGAUGAGAACAGAUCAGGAACAAGAACUUUUAGCAAUACUUUUUAUUUACAGUGGGCAUAUGAGUAAAUAAAACAAUUCUAUCUUACAA